GCGGGGUAGCUUCCGGAGCAGCAACAGGAGAGGCAAAGAUCGGAGGCAGCAGGAGCACUUCCAGGUCAGCCACCCAGCGCGCCAGCCAAGGCCCCGAAGAUUCCUGAGAUGUGGAGAGACUUUUGGGAGCAGAGAGGAGAGGAACUUCCAUCGCCGGUCAGAGCCGGGUUUGGGGUGGCCAGGAAGGCGGAAGAGAGGUUAGAUCGUAAAAUCAAGUUCCUGGUCAAGACCGCUUUUGACCGGCACUUGUUAUUGGAAGGCGAUCUGACAGGGAAGAAGAUGAAGGAAGCAAGCCAUGGAGUACGCUUGGAGGCUAUGGAAAUGGAAAUUCAGGAACUCAGGGCCUUGGUGGCCAGCCAGGCAGCUAUCAUCGAGAGCCUGAGGCAGCAAACCCAGGGAAGGGUGGACAGGCCAGAGAGCAGCAGGCAGGGAGAGCAGAGGCAGUCGGGACAUGGAUUGCCAGGACAGCCAUCUGCAACAGAGCCUCGCCAGAAGCUACCUAUGGGGAGAGCUAUCCUGGAGCCAGACGAGGCGAGAGCCCAGAGACAGGCAAAGAGAGAGGCGUUCGAGUUUAGAGCCCCUACUGAGCUCGCGACGCUGCCAGUGGCGGCGGCAGGCCCAGUCGUACCUUUGGCAGUAGAGGAGGGGCUGCCACCAUUUAGCAGUGAGCCGGCUCAGAGCUCAGCAGAGGGAUCCAUGGGCGUGCUCCUUGAGGCGGUGCAUACUAUGCAGGAGGAGGUGAGUUUGUUUUCACUUGAGCAGAGGAUAGAAGAGCCUCUUGAGAGAGAGAUAGGGAUUGAGGCGGAGAGUGCCAUCGAGAGCAGGCUCCAGAGGAUGGGCACGCCUGAGUAUAAGCCAGAGGGGAUUGAGGAGCAGCCCAUGGCAGUGCCCGGAGAGACACUCGAGAAGAAACCUCAGAGGUUGGACACACCUGAGUACGUCCCGGUAAAAGGGGAUUUGAGGAGCAGACUGGGCUUUUGGGCUACAGGAUCUGGGUCUGGGGGACCGGUUCCUGGGACAGAGCAGCAGGAGGUCUUUAGUACCGCAGUUCCUCAAGCAGAGCAGCAGGGGGUUGUCAGUACCUUGGYAGGAUCUCCUUCGUCACCACCUCCUCAGCCCAGGAAGAAGAAGUUCAAAAGGAAGAUUGAUCAGCUAUGCUUCUACUGCAAAAGGGGCGUGCAUCUGGCUCUGGAUUGUCUCGAGUUCCUUGAGGAUAAGGCAGUAGGGAAGGUCUCAGAGGUAGGGGGUAAGAUGUAUGAUAGACAGGGCAGGAUAGUAGAGAAGUCUGCAGAUGGACCUAGGGCUCAGUUAUAUAGGCAAAACCAAGAGGAGUUGAGGAGGUAGGGCCCGGUUGUCUCU
This is a messenger RNA of Chara braunii, 1359 nucleotides long. NCBI's taxonomy places the organism in Eukaryota, Viridiplantae, Streptophyta, Charophyceae, Charales, Characeae. The record is from the annotation of a GenBank genome assembly.